Rhodamnia argentea is the source of this 4412-nucleotide messenger RNA. Its product is annotated as DExH-box ATP-dependent RNA helicase DExH5, mitochondrial. Bases 116 to 3787 code for a protein of 1223 amino acids. Gene Ontology annotation, cellular component: intracellular anatomical structure; nucleus. NCBI's taxonomy places the organism in Eukaryota, Viridiplantae, Streptophyta, Magnoliopsida, Myrtales, Myrtaceae. The record is from RefSeq and is a predicted model, not a curated record. Gene Ontology annotation, molecular function: RNA binding; ATP binding. The transcript has 19 exons.
CCUCCAUCGAAAAGCAGCGAGACCCAGCCAUUUCCACUUUCUUCAAACUGGAAACGGAAUCGGGGUUGUUCCUUCUCGCAACAAAACCUCAGAAGCGACAUCGUCUGGCACUUGCAUGCCCUCCUCAUCUUCCUCCAAGCUCCUUCCUCCUUCACAUCCUCCUCAACUCGCUCUCCACUCGACCCUCUUCCUCGGAGCUCCAAACCCUCCGCCGUCUCCGAUCUCCUUCAGGAUGAAGGACCGGCCUCCGUCGUCGCACGGCGGCGUCUACAUCCCUCCCCACCAGCGCCUCCGCUCCGUCAUCACCACCCCUAACUACUCCUCCUCCACUCCGGCUGCUGCUUCCGCGGACGCCGCCACUUCGCGCGGUCAUCACAGCCAAGCCGUCGCCGUCCCCGUCCCCGCCCCGAGCCCUGCGAGAGCUUCUCCGCCCACUUCGACAGCUCACCAGCGGCAGCAGCUGCAGCAGCAGCAGCUCAACAAGAGGAAUUAUCCGCAGUACAAUUCAGCUAACAGUGACGGCGCGUCCGAGGAUGGUUCGGAUCGCGAGUUCGAGUCGUCUUGGUCGCAGGGUUCAACGUUUUCUGGUAGCAUUGAUGGGUGGAAACGGAAGCUAAACAUGCUUUUGUGCAAUAAAGAAAAGCAAGAAUUGGUCUCAAAGGACAAAAAGGACAGGCGUGAUUUUGAGCAAAUAGCAGCUCUGGCGCGCAAGAUGGGUUUGUAUAGCCAAGUGUAUGCAAAAGCGGUUGUCUUCAGCAAGGUUCCUCUGCCUAACUAUAGAUUUGAUCUGGAUGAGAAGCGUCCGCAGAGGGAGGUAAGCUUACCUCUUGGUCUGCUAAGAAGAGCUGAGGCAUAUCUAGGGGAGUACUUUUCUCAGAAGCCUAGAUAUACAGAAAGAUCUCCAUAUGAUUCCUUUUCAAGAUGCAGUAGUAGCAGUAGCAUUGCUACUGAAGAAGGGCUUUUUGAACAACCGGAGCCACUGGCAUCCAGUAAGUCCGUGAUGGAGAAAGUUUUUGCUCGGAGAAGUUUGCAACUCCACGAGAAGCAGCAAGCUUGGCAGGAAUCUCUGCAAGGAAGAAAAAUACUGGAAUUUCGUAAAAAUCUACCUGCCUAUAAGGAGAAGGACGUAUUAUUAACGGCCAUUGUGCAAAAUCAGGUUGUUAUCAUCUCAGGUGAAACUGGCUGCGGCAAGACUACACAGAUUCCCCAAUUUAUUUUGGAAUCACAGAUAGAUUCUGGACGUGGAGCACUUUGUAAUAUCAUAUGCACACAACCAAGAAGGAUAUCAGCCAUGUCUGUUUCUGAAAGAGUUGCUUCAGAAAGAGGAGAAAUAUUGGGUGACUCUGUUGGAUACAAGGUUCGGUUGGAGGGCAUGAAGGGCAAGGAUACACGCCUUCUCUUUUGCACUACAGGCAUAUUGUUGAGAAGGUUGCUGGUCGAUAGAAACUUAAAAGGUGUAACUCAUGUUAUUGUUGACGAGAUUCAUGAACGUGGAAUGAAUGAAGAUUUUCUGCUUAUUGUCCUAAAAGAUCUACUUCCUCGUCGGUCAGAACUGAGGUUGAUUUUGAUGAGUGCCACCUUGGAUGCUGAACUUUUCUCGUCCUAUUUCGGUGGAGCUCCAAUAAUUCGCAUUCCGGGAUUUACAUACCCAGUGCGGACCCAUUUUCUGGAAAAUAUACUAGAAACGACGGGCUACAGGUUGACUCCUUACAAUCAGAUGGAUGACUAUGGUCAAGAAAAGAUGUGGAAAAUGAGCAAACAAGCUCCCAGAAAGAGAAAGAGUCAAAUUGCCUCUGUUGUUGAGGAAGCACUUGGAGCUGCAGAUUUGAAGGAUUAUAGCCUCCAGACUAGAGAGUCUCUCGCGUGUUGGAAUCCUGACUGUAUGGGCUUUAAUCUUAUAGAAUAUGUGCUAUGCCACAUAUGUGAGAAUGAAGGACCAGGUGCUGUGCUGGUCUUUAUGACAGGAUGGGAUGACAUAAGUUCACUGAAGGAAAAACUCCAAAGUCAUCCAUUAUUGGGAGAUCCUAAUCGAGUUUUAUUGCUUGCAUGCCAUAGUUCAAUGGCCAGUUCGGAGCAGAGGUUAAUAUUUGAUGAACCAGCAGAUGGUGUAAGGAAAAUAGUGCUCGCAACCAAUAUUGCUGAGACAAGUAUUACAAUAAAUGACGUUGUUUUCGUUCUCGACUGUGGAAAGGCUAAAGAGACCUCAUAUGAUGCACUGAAUAACACUCCUUGCUUGCUUCCUUCCUGGAUUUCUAAAGUUUCUGCGCAGCAGCGAAAAGGAAGAGCAGGUCGAGUUCAACCUGGAGAAUGUUACCAUCUUUAUCCUAAAUGUGUAUAUGACGCCUUUUCAGAGUAUCAGUUGCCAGAAAUUUUGAGAACGCCCUUGCAGUCGCUUUGUUUACAAAUAAAAAGUUUAAAACUUGGAAGUAUUUCUGAGUUUCUUUCAAGAGCUUUGCAGUCCCCAGAGUUGCUAGCGGUUCAAAAUGCUAUUGAGUACUUAAAAACUAUUGGGUCUCUGGAUGAGAAUGAGAAUUUGACCGUAUUAGGCCGCUACCUUUCUAUGCUUCCAAUGGAGCCUAAACUUGGGAAGAUGCUUGUAAUGGGAGCCGUCCUAAAUUGCCUGGAUCCAAUACUUUCUGUCGCUGCUGGCCUCAGUGUGAGAGAUCCUUUUCUAACGCCGAUGGACAAGAAGGAUUUAGCGGAGGCUGCAAAAGCACAGUUUUCUCGUGACUACAGUGACCAUCUUGCAAUUGUCCGGGCCUAUGAGGGGUGGAAGGAUGCUGAAGUAGAUUUUGCUGGAUAUGAGUAUUGUUGGAAAAAUUUUCUGUCAGUACAGUCCAUGAAAGCUAUUGAUGCUCUUCGGAGGGACUUCUUCUCUUUGCUUAGGGACACUGGCCUUGUUGAUGGAAACCCAACCACCAGCAACCAAUGGAGCCAUGACGAACAUCUCAUCCGUGCAGUUAUAUGCUAUGGCCUGUAUCCUGGUAUUUCUUCUGUUGUGCACAAUGAAAAGUCAUUUUCCCUGAAAACUUUGGAAGACGGCCAGGUGCUUCUGUAUUCAAACUCUGUCAAUGCUCGGGAAUCCCAAAUACCUUAUCCAUGGCUAGUUUUCAAUGAAAAGAUUAAAGUGAAGUCUGUUUUCCUCCGCGAUUCUACAGCUGUGUCAGAUUCAAUGCUUCUCCUGUUUGGUGGAAGUUUCUCUAGGGGGGAUACGGAUGGGCACAUAAAGAUGUUAGGAGGAUAUCUGGAAUUUUUCACGAAUCCUGCAAUAGCAAACAUGUACACAAGCAUUAAACAAGAACUUGAUGAACUGAUUCAAAUGAAGCUACAUAAUCCCAGGAUGGAUAUACACUCCCAUCAUAAGCUCCUAUCUGCUGUAAGGCUGCUGCUAGCAGAGGAUAAAGGUUAUGGUAAAUUCAUUUUUGGCCGUCAGAUUUUGAUGCCCUCGAACACGACCCAGGCACUAGUGCAACCAACCACAAUCUCACGCACUGAGAGUGGGCCUGGUGGUGAUAAUUCGAAAAGUCAGCUGCAAACACUGCUCACAAGGGCAGGAUAUGCUGCCCCUACCUAUAAGACAAAGCAAUUGAAGAACGAUCAGUUUCGAGCAACAGUUGAAUUUAAUGGGAUGCAGAUCAUGGGUCAGCCGUCCACCAAUAAGAAGAGUGCGGAGAAGGAUGCAGCUGCUGAGGCUCUGCAGUGGCUGAUGAGUGGUACUCAACCGGGUCAUGAAUACAUAAAACAGAUGUCGAUGCUGCUGAAGAAAAGCAAGAAGGACCACCAAUAGCUUAACAGGUGAUACAUGGAGUUAUAUUCUUCAACGAGGGUCUGAAAGGAUUAUGCUACAUUGCUGAGUUCUUAGUAAGAGUCUGAGAAUCGGAGACUAAAGCACUGCCUCAUCCUCGAGAAGUUUUCUGCAUGUGGAUGGUGGUUAAUCUGCCUUUUUGGUGCUCCACCUUCGAGUUCUUGAGCUCAAUUUUCUAUGGAAGGAUAAUGGAUCUCUAAGGUCUGGGCCAAUGUGUGUGGUAAGUUGGAUUUUGUAAUAGCUCAGAUUUUUUAGGUGGACUCGGCUGUAUUGUGAGAUAGUUUGGUUAAAACUCAGAAUUCUAGGACCAAGCAUAUGUUGGCAAAUGGGGUCUUGGGUCAGAAGCAAUCCUAUGUAUCAUUAGUCAAAGGAUUUGUAGGAGCUGAGGCGAGUCCAUAUUGUAGAUACUGUAAUCUACAAUUAUUCGAUUUGUACAGGUCUAACAGUUGAAUUGAAUUGGGGAUCUCUGGAUUUGGAAUUUGAUGGCACUUUUGGCGCCUCCCAACUCCUUGUAUCCAUGCAGAUGGAUGUAAAUCGGUUGAAGUGUAUGGCCUUGAGUUAAGGUAAAUAUUACCAUCGGCCGUGCAUAUUGUUCUGCUUUGCACUA